GGUCAUCCCGCCAUGGCUUCCACAAUGCAGUUGGAGUUUUCACAGGCCAUGUCCGACUUUAAAAACAUGUUCCCGGACAUGGACAGGGACGUAAUAGAGGCGGUACUGCGCGCCAAUCAGGGUGCAGUCGAUGCGACCAUCGAUCAGCUACUAGCGAUGAGCACGGACAAUCAGAACGAAAAGCUGCGUCACGAGCUGGAAACGGACGGCAGUGGACCACCGCGCUCGGUUGCUACCAUUAAUCAGGCGAACGAUCGACCGCUGCUCGAUCUGACCAGCGAUAUACCGGCGUGCGGUGAACGAUCGGAACGAUUUCUCAGCACUUCACCGAAUGCAACCGCUAGCUCAAUCGUUGCGCAACAGCUGGGCGCUUCGCCAAAAAUACGCAAACCACCAGCGGGCAGUGCGACUGGAAGCGCCACCAACAGUCCCCGCAUACACGCCGGACCGCACCAGCAAAGAAACGAUUCGUCGACGGGUGCAUUUUCUUCCACCACAGCCACCAUGAACCGUCGCUGGAAUCCACCGCUGGUAGGGCCGCUACCUCCGACCUUUUUACGGCUCGGUGGAACGGCGGGCGGUGGUACGAUCGGACCGGACGGUACGUACCGCAGCACCGAGUUCGAUCUCGGCGAUGAACAGUUUGCGAUGAUGCUGCAGAACGAAGAGUUUAUGGCGGAGUUGCGAUGGAAUCAGGAGUUCCUUUCCGCACUGGAAAAGGACCACCAAGGUAAGGUGCAGGAUGAUGCCGCGUUUAAGGAACGUUUGCGCCACAUGGGUAAAGUGUCGCGCAAAAAGUUUGCCCAGCUGGCGCGCGUCUUUACGUGGCAGCGUGGCGGUAACAAGAAGGCUAGUGCGGUUCGGCAUCCGGAUUCGUUGCUGCUGCAGGAGGAGCACAGUGACGAGGAGGCGGAACCGAAACGGGUUGCAUCGGGCAAAAAGUAG
Molecule: messenger RNA, 945 nt
Organism: Anopheles maculipalpis
Lineage: Eukaryota; Metazoa; Arthropoda; Insecta; Diptera; Culicidae
Product: CUE domain-containing protein 1
Exons: 2
Coding region: 13-945 (310 amino acids)
Molecular function (GO): ubiquitin binding
Source: RefSeq, a predicted model, not a curated record